AAGGAUGCUUGAAAUGGGUGUGGUCAUAGCCUCAUAGUUUGACAAUAUCAGAGGUUGAGGAUGUAAAAUCCAAAUCAAAGUUCCCUAGCCUAUAAGUUUGCUCCUUUGACAUCAUCAACAUACGUAUAUAUUAUUACUAUCAUUCUAUGAUUUUUCCCCUUUAAAAGCUGGCCAAAGGCGGUUCGUGAAACUAACUAGCCAAAACAAAAUGAUCAGCAUCCAAAUUCAAUCUUGCCACACCAUCCUCCCCUCUGAACCCACCCCUAACGAAAAACUCUACUCCUUGUGCGAACAAAUCAAGCUCCGAACCCAUGCUCCCCUCCUCUAUGUGUACAAGCCGCACAACCACAAAAACCCGUCAACCUUCAUUCAGACUCUCAUCAACUCUCUCAGCCAAGCUUUAGUAAUUUACUACCCACUAGCAGGGAGGUUGAGUUGGAUUGAAGGAAGUAGAUGGGAACUCCAUUGCAAUGCCAAGGGAGCACAAUUCUUACAAGCCAAAUGCGAAGAACAAGUAAGCUUAGAUGACUUGGGUGAUUUCGCACCAACCCAUUUGGUCUCACCACUCAUCCCCAACAUUGAUUAUGAUGUUCCUAUUGAAGAAAUCCCUCUUCUGGCGGUGCAAUUAACAAAGUUCUGUUGUGGCGGUUUUACAUUAGGCGUGGCGUUUUGUCGCGCCGUAAUUGACGGGCCAGCAUCCAUGCGUUUCAUGAACACGUGGGCGAAGCUGGCACGAGGAAAGGGUUUGGACCCGAUGAUAGAUAUGCCAUGUCACGACCGCAACCGUCUAGAUUCACGAAAAUUAAAUCAUUCAGAGCUGAAGUCGCACGCAGGCCAACAUCGUGAGUUCCACACGCCUCCUGCUUGGGUAGGUGGGUUUCGAGAAACCAGGGCAGUGGUUGCUCUAGUGAAACUAACGAGAGAACAAGUGGUAAAACUCAAGAUGAAAGCUAGUAGUUCCAACGCUGCAUCAACAAAACAGAAAGCUUAUUCGAGUUUUGAGGUUGUUGCAGGUUACCUUUGGAAAUGCGUGAGCAAAGCACGCUACGCGGGAAAUGGUGAACAACCCACGAGGUUGUCGACACUGGUUAAUUGUAGAAACCGAUUGAGGCCACCACUCCCUGAUGGUUAUGCGGGAAACACAGCGUUUCCAACCGUGACACCAACGAGCUCGUUUCACGACAUCAUCCACAUGCCUUUGAGUUAUGUCGUGGAGAAUGUUCGAGAAGCGCUUGAAAUGGUGAAUGAGGAGUUUGUGGGGUCCUCACUUGAUUACAUUGCUAGGGAGAAGGAUAUUGAAUCAAUGAGGUAUAAUUUUCACUACCCUGCACCAAGUGUGCACAAGGGACCUUCUAAAGGGAACCCGAACCUUUUUGUUGUGAGUUGGAUGAAUUUCUCGUUUAAAGAUGCGGAUUUUGGGUGGGGGGAGCCUAUUUAUUUUGGGCCUGGGUACUUGGAUUCUGAAGGGAAGGCCUUCCUUUUGAAUGAUGCUGAUAGGAAUGGGCUCGUUGUGGCUAUUUCUUUGGACAUGUCUCAUGUGGAUGCUUUCAGGAAAUUGUUUUAUGAUGGCAUUGAAGAUGUUUUCCCCUCUUCCAAAUUGUGAUGGGUGUUGUCCCAGAACUUGACUUGGAGUUUUUCUGCAUGCACUGGUUUCGACUAAGAAAAUUACUAGAGCUCCAACAAACAAAGCGCAUGUAUGAACGGUGGUCGUCACGAUGCUAUGAUAGUCUUGUUCGAACAUUAAAAAUAGUGAUGCAUGCAUUGGUGGUCAGUCAUGAGUUGUGGAACCUUGGAGGUGAAUGAUGGGUUAUGAUACUAUACGUGAACCAUUAAGAACUCCUUGGAAACAUUUUCCGUGAAUGAUUCGUUGGAUGGGUGACUGGUAGAGGCGGCAAUUGUUUGACAAGAAUCUCACAGAAAAUAAUUUUAUAAUUUGGAAUGUAUAACUACAAUUUUUUAAUAUUACGUUUAGUAGUUUUUUUUAGGUCUGUUUAGUAGUUGAAGUUAAUGUAACAUGAUAAUUAUCAUAUUGGAAAAACAAUUACGAGUA
Molecule: messenger RNA, 2050 nt
Organism: Lotus japonicus
Lineage: Eukaryota; Viridiplantae; Streptophyta; Magnoliopsida; Fabales; Fabaceae
Product: hydroxycinnamoyl-CoA:piscidic acid hydroxycinnamoyltransferase-like
Exons: 2
Coding region: 209-1603 (464 amino acids)
Molecular function (GO): acyltransferase activity, transferring groups other than amino-acyl groups
Source: RefSeq, a predicted model, not a curated record